Molecule: messenger RNA, 5584 nt
Organism: Catharus ustulatus (Swainson's thrush)
Lineage: Eukaryota; Metazoa; Chordata; Aves; Passeriformes; Turdidae
Gene: NES
Product: nestin
Exons: 4
Coding region: 154-5094 (1646 amino acids)
Biological process (GO): positive regulation of intermediate filament depolymerization
Cellular component (GO): intermediate filament
Molecular function (GO): CCR5 chemokine receptor binding; intermediate filament binding
Source: RefSeq, a predicted model, not a curated record
CAAGCCCUCGAGUCACCCUUCCAAAGUGGGAACACCUUGCUGUUCCGCAGGGCUGGGAAAUCAGAGCUCAGCGUCGAGCCGGUCCGGCUGUGCAAGGGUUAAACCCGGCUGCUCGUCCGGGUCUCGGGGGCCUCCCACUCGCCAUCGCAGAGUAUGAAUAGCUGCGCUCCUCUCUGCUCCCAGCCACUCGCUUCCCUCCCCGCCUUCCCACCCAGCCUCGGCGUUCUCCCCGGCAUCCUCCUCACCCGGCGUCUUCCUCCGGCUCCAGAGCCCCGGCAUCCCCCGGCAGCGCCGAUGCUGAGCACGGAAAGUUUCGCAGGGGCGAGAGCCCUGGGAGAGGAAUCGCUGCAGAUGUGGGACCUCAACAAGCGGCUGGAGGCGUACCUGGCCCGCGUGAAGUUCCUGGAGGAGGAGAACGAGGUGCUGCGAGCUGAAAUCCAGAGCACCAAGAGCAGCCCGGCAGGGGACUCGUGGCGGGUGAAGUACGAGGAGGAGCUGCGAGCCCUGCGGGAUGCGCUGGAUCACGCCUUCAGGGAGAAGUGCACGGCAGAGCUGGCCAGGGACAAUCUCUACGAGGAGGUCCAGCAGGUGAAAAGCAGGUGCCAGAAGGAGCAGGCAGCCCGAGAAGAAGCUAAGAAGCAGCUGUCCUUGAGUAGAAAGGAGCUGGAGGAGGAGAGGAGAGCGCAGAUCUGGCUGAAGGAGAGGGCUGUGCAGCUGGAGAAGGAGGUGGAAGCCUUGCUGGAGGUGCACGAGGAGGAGAAAGCGGGGCUGGACCAGGAGAUCGCGAGUUUCUCCCACAGCCUGGAGAGCUUCCGCUGUGCACCGGUGGCUUUCCAGCCCGUGGAGGUGGAGGAUUACUCCAAGAGGCUCUCGGAGAUCUGGAAAGGGGCGGUGGAGACCUACAAGACAGAGGUGGCACAGCUGGAGGGUUCCCUCUGCCAGGCCAAGGAGAACUUGUGGAAGGCGGUGGAGGACAACCAGCAGAGCCAGCUGCAGCUGCAGCACCUGGAGAAGGACCUGGCGGGGCUCAAAGCACGGAAGGAGAUGCUGGAGGAGAGCCUGGCCCAGCAGUGGCAGGAGCAGCGUGGGGAGGCAGAAAAGUUCCAGCUGGCCAUGGAAGCCCUGGAGCAGGAGCAGCAGAGCCUGAGGGUGCAGAUCGCCCGCGUGUUGGAGGACAGGCAGCAGCUCAUGCACCUCAAGAUGUCCCUCAGCCUGGAAGUGGCGACCUACAGGACGCUGCUGGAAGCAGAGAGCACCCGCCUGCAGAUGCCAGCUGGGGAAUUCAGGUUGGCCAAUGGUGUCCGAGAUCUCAAACUGGAGGUGAGCAGCAGCAGCAGCAAACUGGUACCAGCGAGCCCUGAGACCAGGAGGCUGCUGCCCCGAGACCAUUGCACCAGCCCCUCCAUCUUCCCCAGGGCAGAGGGGAGGGGACAGCUAGCAAAACCCCAAAGUGACACCCUGACACCCAAAAGCCAGAGCCCCAGUGCCAGGGAGCUCCAGAAAAUCAGCUCAGCUCUCCAUGCCACAGCACUGCCGGCUCCCAGCAGGGCUGGGGUGCUCGGAGCCCCCGUCUGCUCCACACCCACCCCCUCACAGGCAGGCAAAGCUGCCCCUGCUCUGUCCCCAGAGCCCCCCAGCCCUUCACCACCAGAGCAGCAGAGCUCUGGAGGAGAGGGUCCCGCCUGGCCAGGGGGAGUGAUGAGCCAAGGGACGGAGUGUCCUCUGUCCAGAGCCGUGGGGGACAGUCCCAGUGCCACCGUGCUGCCCCUGGGGGCGGUGCCCACCCGCAGGCUGCACUACCCUGCCCAGCUGGUCAGCGAGGUGCUGGAGGAUGCUCUCAAGGCCAUGGAAGAUGAUGCUCAGCCCAAAGAAGAGCCCACAUGGGCCCCCCGCGAUGCCUGUGUUCCCAGCCCCACUUUCCCCGCAGAGGCUGUGUCAGAGGGACCUGGGGAAGAGCAGGAGCCCUCUGAGGGCUCUGAGGAUGGAUGCAGCCCUGAGGUGGAGGAAAGGAUUGGGGAGGUCGUGCUGCAGGGACUGGGUGUGGAGAGCAGCGCCCUGCAGGACAGAGCCGUGUCCCCAGAGGGCACAGCCGCUUCCCUGAGUGCCUCAGGGAGCCAGGAAGAUUUGGGAGCCUGGGAGGAGCAGGAGGUACCUGCUGUGCUGAGCCCGAGGGAGCCAGAAGUGGAGGCACAGGAAGGGGACAGGGAUCUCCCUGCACAGGCAGUGAUCAGCUGGGAAAAGCCAGAGCAAGAGGAGGACAGGGCAGAGAGCACAGAGCCAUCCCAUCCCUCAGAGGAGGAGGAGGAGGAGGAGAGGGGACCCUGCAGCCCCUGCAAGGAGAAUGGAGAUUUCCAGGAAGAAGGAGCAGAUGUGCAAGAAGAGGAGUGUCCACACAGAGAAGUGGAAGCUGCUCAUGCUGUCCUUGCAGAAAGCCACCUGGGUUUGCUCACAAAAGGUCACCUGGGAGAGAACUUUGUUGAUGCAGAGCAGGAAAGGUCUGAGCAGCAGAAAAUGCCCACGUGUGAGAUGGAUCUGGCUGAGGAGGAGGAAAGGGGAGAGGAGCUGUGCCCGGAGCAGAAGCCCUCGAGUGUCCAUGAGGCCAUCCCAGCAGAGGAGGCUUUGUCAGGAGCUGAAGAGGAUGCUGUGGGAGGGGAGGACACAGACAGAGUGGAAGAUGAUGAGGGAGAAAGUGGAGAGCCCAGCAGGGAGGUGCUGGGAGGAGAGGAUCAUGUGGUAGGACAGGACCCUGAGGUGGGAGAGGACUCUGAGUCAGUCCAUGACCAAGCCCAUGGGGCAAGAGAAGGCUCUGAGGCAGGAGAGGACCCAGGGACAGGAGAGGCUGUGGGAGGUGACACCCUGGACUGGGAGAGCAGAGCCCCAGAGGAGCCUGAGGACAUGCAGGAAAGUGGCUCUGUGGGAGAGGAGGGGGAACAGGAGGAGCAGGAACCAGGAGAGGAACCCUGGGGCCAGGGGGAUGAUGGCCAUGAGCCCUGUCCAGAGGACUGGGAGGUGACAGCAGAGGACACUGAGGGAGUUUUGGGGCCAGAAGAGCCAGCCUGCACAGAUGACACCCCGAGCAGUGCAGGAAGGCUGAUAAGUGAGGAGACAGAUGGCACAUUGCCAGCAGAGCUGGAGGAAGCCCAGGGAGAUGAUGAAGAAGAUGCCAAGAGCCAGGAGAUGAGCCAGCAGCAACCACUGCCAGAGGCUGAGCCAGCACCGGAGCUGGCAAGGCAGGAGAAGCAGGGCACCACGGCAGAGCCUGACCCAGCCCCUCCUGUCCCCGAACAAGGGGACAGACAGGACCUGGCUGAGGCUCCAGAGGAGCCCUGGGAGGGGCAGGAUGACGAUGAUGACGAUGCUGACGAUGGGCUCAGCUCGGAGCUGGGGAAACCGGAGAGCUCAGAGCUCACAGCACUGAAGCAGGUGCCAGGUGACAGCGUGGAGAGCGGUGAGUGGGCACUGGAGGAGGUUCCUGGAGACCCAGAGCCCACACUGGGCACCGGCAGGAGGGUGGAGCUGGAGGACACACUGCCCGACAGCACACCCCUGCACCUCUAUGAAGGGGAGAUGCUGGCUGUGGGAGCACCCAGCCCAAACCCUCCAGAGACAGAGGAGAACACAGAAACAGCUCCUGUGUCUGACACAGCUCAGGAGGGUGAAGGAUGGCUGGAAGAGAAGGACAGGCCACCAACUCCCACCAUGCCAGAGAGCCCUGAAGAGGAGGCAGGGGCAGAAGUGGCUGCUGUGGCAGAGGGUGCUGAGGAGGAGGAAGGUUAUUUCAUAGUCUCUGCUCCCAACCAAGAGGUGAACAGCUUGGAGGAAGCUGAGCUCUCUGAGGACUUUGAAGAAAUUAAAGUUGAAGCAACUGAAGGCAGUCAAGAUGAUCUGGGGGCUCCUGGAGAAGCAUCUCCAGUGCCAGAGGGCAAAGCACACCUCGAGGAGUUUGUUGGGGAAGCAGAUGAAAAUACAGAGGUGCCCACUGAAGAACCUGAGGUGGCAAAGGAGGAGAACAACACUGCUGAGCUGGAGGAAGGCCCAGCUGUGCCUGAAGCAGAUCCCAGCUGUCCUGGGGCUGUGGGACCAUUACCAGGAGAUACCAAUGAGCCAGCCCAGGGUGCCACAGGCACUGCAGCAUGGGAGGGACCAGAGCAUUUGGAAGGUUUGGCUGCUGAAUCAGAUGAGGAGCUCCACAACACAGCUGAGCGGGAGAGGGAUGCCAGUGGAGCAACAACCCUCCCAGACCUGGGGUUGGCAGGGCAGGAGGAGGAGGAGGAGGCAGGUGAGGAUGAGCCCAGCAUGGCUCUCCACGACACAGCCACCCCUCCAGCAGGGCUGCAGGCCCAGGCAGUGCCUGAUGAAGCAGAGCAGCCUUUGGAAGACCAGCCAUCCAUGGAGGAGGAAGCACUCGACAGUGAGAGCCCUCCUUCACCCAAAGAGCAGCUCCCCGAGGCCAGCCCACCCGAGCUGGGCUCUGCCCUGGAGCAGGGAGGUUUUCCAGAGUCAAUUCCAGACAUCCCUGACACUGCUGUUCUCUCUGCAGAGGUGCCAGUGGAUAUCAUGAAAGACUCAGAUAUUUUGGAAAUAGUUGAGCAAGCCCUGGAAUUCAACCAGGAGCUGAUGGGGGUGGCAGAGGGUGGGCAGCAGGGUCCUGAGCUGUCCCAGGAGGCAGAGGAAGAUUCCUCACCUGCCUCAUCCAGUGAGGAGGAGCCGACGGUGCAGGAGGCACCAGAUGCAGUCCCAGAGAUGGAGGGCGUGGUCCGGGCUGAGAAUGGGCUGCACCGGGAGGCCAGUCUGGAAGACCUGGCUGAAUUCACUGACGAGAUGCUGAACGGCAUCAGCAGCACAGCAGCAGCACAGGAGCUCCCCACAGAGACCUCAGACCCCUCGAUGGUGAUGCCACCGCAGGCCCCCACCCCUGGAGAUGGCACCACCACCAAGCUGGGGGAUGCCACCCUGAGGGGAAAGCACGGAGGAGCUGACCCCAGCCCUGUGUCCCCUGCUCUGGGGGAGGAUGUCCUGUGCCUCACACCCGACCAGCCAGCAGUGUGUCAGCUGAGAGCUGAGCAGGAGCCCUGGUCCUCAGGGGAUGAGUGACAACAAUCAGGGGGAACCUCCUGGUAGCCCCUUCCUACCAAAACCCAGUACCCCCACUUGUCCCACCUCCCUCCUAAUGCUUCCCCAUCUCCUUGUGGUUUUUAACAUGUUUGUGUGGAUUUUUUUGCACCCCUUUUCAGAGUGAAGAACCACCGAGUUCAGUUCCACCCCACAGCCCACCCAAAUUCGCAUGCUUGCUCUGGGACCCCUGCUUCAUUUUGAGCUUCCUCUGGGUGGGUUGCUGUGGCUGUAUUUAAUUUAAACUUUGUGUUUCUCCAUUCCCUGCAAUCUUCCCCCUCCAACUCCCCCAGUAUUUACCCCAGGACGCCCAGCUGGAGGCUAGGGACCCCCCAAACUGCACCUGGGACUCAGUGUUUUGGGGCUGCAUCACCCUGGGGUCCCCAGCCCCAACUUGCCGACACUGGGGGCUGAGCCACACUGGAUGUAUUCUCUGCCUCGAGAUUAAUUUAAUAAAGCCUCAUCCUCCCAC